AUAGAAUUUUUUGGCUAUUUUUACAUGACAGUCAGUUUGUUUUGAAAAAAAAAAUUUUAUUUUGAUUGAAAAAUGUUUGCCAUUAAUCAAAAUUAUGAUUCUAUUGAUGGUGAAUUGGUUCGAAAAGCGAAGAAAACUUGUGAUAAAAUAACCGAAACAAUUUAUGUAAAUGCAAAUGAACCAACAUUAGCAUGUUAUCGUAUUCAAGAACAUAUACAUCGUUCAGUUCCAAUUAUUCGACAGAAAAAAUUGGAAAUGAUUAAAAAUGAAUCAACAUUAAAAGGAUUAUUAUAUGAUAUAGAAUAUACAAAAGAAUCUAUUGAAUCACUUGAACGAUCAAAAGAUUCAUUUGAUAAUAUUCAACGUCUUUUAAAAGAUUCUAUUUAUUUUAAACAACAAGCUGAUUAUGAUGAAAAUGUACGUAGAAAUAUUCAGGAAAAAUUACGAAAUACUUCAUUGUCAUCGUCGGAAUCAUCAUCGUCGAAUAUGAAAUCCAAAGAUGAUUUGAAAUCCGAAAAAUCAAGUUUGUCCGAGGCAAAUGAAUCAUCACAGCAACAACAAUCAUCAACACGUAGAAUACGAAUAACAAAUUCAAAUCGUUUUAAUCGAUUUUCAACAUCAUUCGAUUUUUCACAUUCAUUACCAAUGGUUGCAUCAUCUGUUAGUGCUGAUCUUCGAUCAUUAAUCAAUCAUUUUACCAAUAAUAAUAAUAAAGAUUCAACAACAACUAAUAAUCAACAACAACAAUCUGCGGUCGUUCCAGAAAGUAGUAGCAGUGGCAGCCAAAAAUCUGUUACAACAUCCAAAUCAUUAUAUACAUUGGCGGAAAAUGUCCAAUCAACGGUAGAUGAUGGUGAAGAUUCUUCUACCAAACCAGAAUCCUCUAUAGAAAAAAAAUCUGUGAUCAAUGAAUGAAUGAAUCUUUGGCCAAAAUUUAGUGUAAUAUU
Dermatophagoides pteronyssinus (European house dust mite) is the source of this 947-nucleotide messenger RNA. RefSeq lists its product as uncharacterized. Gene Ontology annotation, cellular component: BORC complex. The record is from RefSeq and is a predicted model, not a curated record. Lineage: Eukaryota; Metazoa; Arthropoda; Arachnida; Sarcoptiformes; Pyroglyphidae.